UUAGCUAUCGUUCAGUCCGUUAUUUCCACCGGAUUUGCGAACGACGGUCAAGACCAGCCGACUGCUGGCCAGGUAUCCUCGCUCACGUCGACGAACAACUUCAUCAACUUCUGUGCGACAAGGCCCGACUUGCAGAUCACAAACGGCAGACAGGUCCUGACGGGCUCGUGUAACCCCGCGCCGAUGGGCAUAAUCGCGUCCACCGCCAACAUGCCUUCCACGAAAUUCAUCUUCCCUCAACCCAACGCCACGGUCACCGCCAACGCCGACGUUACCAUCCAGCUUGCGGUCAGAAAUCUGGAGACAGGCCAUAUGACAAACGUGCGCUCGACGUUCUUGGCCGCACCGCAAGUCGUCAACGGCGUGGGCGAUGUCCAGGGCCACGUGCAGGUCGUCAUCGAGAGUCUCGCGUCGCUCGACCAGGUCUCACUCACAGAUCCCGACCGAUCUGUGUUCUUCAAGUCUCUAUCAGAUCCAGCGGUCAACGGCGUCCUGAGUGCCACUGUGACCGGCGGUCUUCCCCCUGGUUUCUACCGCAUCGCGUCGACGAGUGUGGCUGCGAACCACCAGCCCGUACUCGUUGCUGUCGAGGCACAUGGCGCCUUAGACGACAUGGUCUACGUGAGUGCCGCUUCGCAUCCGCGUGCUCUACGGAGUCGCUAA
Molecule: messenger RNA, 663 nt
Organism: Trametes versicolor FP-101664 SS1
Lineage: Eukaryota; Fungi; Basidiomycota; Agaricomycetes; Polyporales; Polyporaceae
Exons: 1
Source: RefSeq, a predicted model, not a curated record